Messenger RNA from Dromaius novaehollandiae (emu), 1556 nucleotides. RefSeq names its product NudC domain containing 3 (gene NUDCD3). Lineage: Eukaryota; Metazoa; Chordata; Aves; Casuariiformes; Dromaiidae. Gene Ontology annotation, cellular component: cytoplasm. The coding region runs from base 181 to 1257 and encodes 358 amino acids. The record is from RefSeq and is a predicted model, not a curated record. The transcript has 6 exons. Gene Ontology annotation, biological process: protein folding.
UGCCUCGGAACCUUCCCGCGCGCGCGGGGCAGAGGUGGGGGGGCAGUUUCCGGACGGGCCGCUGAGGGCGGCGGGCCGCUGGCGGAAGUGCGGGGGGCGCCGUCGGGGGCGGACCGGAAGCGCCCGCCGGGCCCGGUUGCCGUGACAGCGGCGGCGGUGGGGGGGAAGGCCGGAGCCGCCAUGGAGGCCGCGGCGGCGCUGACCGACAUGUACGACCAAGCGCUGCUCGGCAUCCUGCAGCACGUCGGCAACGUGGAGGAGUUCCUGCGCGUCCUCUUCGGCUUCCUCUACCGCAAGACCGACUUCUACCGCCUGCUGCUGCGGCCCAGCGACCGCCUGGGCUUCCCGCCCGGCGCCGCCCAGGCCAUGGCCCUCCAGGCGUUCAAAGUCUUCGAGCGCAUGGCCCGGCAGGACGACGAGAAGAGACGCCGGGAGCUGGAAGCGAAGCUGAGGAAGAAGGAGGAGGAGGAGGAGGCGGCAGAGAGGGCGAAAGCAUCCCCUGCGGCUCAGGAGAUCGAGAUGGAGUCAACAGCGGAGCGCGUGCCAGCGCCGGACGCCGAGGGAGCCGCGGGGCCCCGGGAGCCGGCGGCAGCCCAGGACGCGGCCCCGGCAGCGCCCGGUUCGUCAGCAGAGCCGCCGCAGGCUGCCGCCCCGGCAGAGCCCCGGCCAGAACCGCCCACGAGACAGGAGCAGUUCCAGACCAACCCCGACAGCUACAACGGAGCCGUGCGCGAGAAUUACGCCUGGUCCCAAGACUACAGCGACCUGGAGAUCAAAGUGCCGGUGCCCAAGCACAUCGUAAAAGGCAAACAGGUGGCCGUGGACAUCAGCAGCGGGGCGAUCCGCGUAGCCGUGCUGGAGGGCGGCAGCCAGCGCGUCCUCAUGGAAGGCAAGCUCACGCACAAGAUCAACACGGAGAGUUCCCUCUGGAGCCUGGAGCCGGGCAAGUGCGUUUUGGUCAACCUGAACAAGGGGGACGAGUACUGGUGGACGGCCAUCCUGGAGGGCGAGGAGCCCAUCGACAUCGACCGGAUCAACAAGGAGCGCUCCAUGGCCACGGUGGACGAGGAGGAGCACGCCGUGCUGGACCGCCUCACCUUCGACUACCACCAGAAGCUCCAGGGCAAGCCGCAGAGCCACGAGCUGAAGGUCCACGAGAUGCUCAAGAAGGGCUGGGACACCGAGGGCUCCCCUUUCCGCGGCCAGAAGUUCGACCCGGCCAUGUUCAACAUCUCGCCCGGCGCCGUGCAGUUUUGACGCCGGCGCGGAGAAAGAAAACGAGGAAAAAAAGCAACAAAAAAACCCACAAAUAAACCACCCCGGCGGCCUCCCCCGUGCCCGUCCCCGCGGAGGCGCCGGCGGACGGAUUUGGGGGGGACGCGCGUGCGUUGGCGGGGGGGAACCGGGGCGAAUGCACCGUUUUUUUCCCUUUUUUGCCUUUUUUUUUGCUUUAAACCCCCCCGUCCCGUCGCCACGGCAACGGCCGGACCCUCGGCGCGGUGUUUUUCGGGAAUAGACGGAGCUCGUCGGGGGUGACGCGACGAGCGGUCUCGGUG